Messenger RNA from Panonychus citri (citrus red mite), 1602 nucleotides. RefSeq names its product decapping and exoribonuclease protein-like. The transcript has 2 exons. Gene Ontology annotation, cellular component: cytosol; nucleus. The record is from RefSeq and is a predicted model, not a curated record. Gene Ontology annotation, molecular function: mRNA 5'-diphosphatase activity. The coding region runs from base 303 to 1484 and encodes 393 amino acids. NCBI's taxonomy places the organism in Eukaryota, Metazoa, Arthropoda, Arachnida, Trombidiformes, Tetranychidae. Gene Ontology annotation, biological process: nuclear-transcribed mRNA catabolic process; NAD-cap decapping.
CAACUGUUGAUACGAAAUCAAAUGAAAUGUUUUUAAAAGCAAAUUAACUUUCAAUUGAUUUUGAGCCUAAAUUGUUAACUAAUCAACUAGAAUCCUUUAUAUAAGUUAACGGUUUCUACUCACAUGAUAUUAUUAGUGAUCAUUAACCAGAAAUCUUUGGGUUAACAUAAAGUGUUUGUGUUUGUUUGUUGAUUUCCCAAGUAGUUUAAUUUUGUUCAAUCCCAAUUGAAUCCCAAUCGAUUUAAUCAGUUUAUUGAAAUUUUGUUUUCUCGAUAAACAUCAGGAAUAUUGAUUUUUUCGUUAUGUCAUCUGUUGAUCUACCUGUUCAAAGAUGUUAUAAAGCUAAAGAUUUGGAGGUUUUCGGUGUCUCUGAUAAAGAGAUUAUCAUUGACAGAAUUUUAAUUCCUCAUCUAUUCAAAUCUCAUGCUGAUGCUUCCAUACGUAAACCUACAAGAAUUGGUUUCUAUUCACUUAAGGUAAACAAGAAGACAGGUAAACGUGUUUACUUUGCUGACAAAUCUCAGCUGAGAUACCUGAAUGUUAAAAAUGGUCACAAGUACGAUCUUAAGGUUGGUUAUAAUCCAAAUAUUAUUUGGGGCCAGGAUUCGGUUGGUCUUGAUGAUUUUCUUCGAUGGAUUUUGGAAAACCGAACCAAAUUCACGAUUGGUCGUCAAUUACAUUCCAUUUAUAAUUUGAAUACCGAUUUUAUCUGUUACCGAGGUGUUUUAACGAAGUUAAUGGUUACACCUUAUGAGAAACGUGAAGAUUGGAUGUUAAUUGCUGUGAAAAUAGGUGGAACAAUUUAUUUCCAUCAACUUCGAACCGAUGCCAAAGAAGAUUCUGAUCAAAAUCAACCGGAAAUAUGUAAUCUACUUAGCUAUUGUGGUCACUCUUUCGAGGACAUGGUUUGUAGUGAGUUCAAUGAGGUGGCCGGUGGAGGUGAUUCUCAGCUUGGUUCUGGUGACACUGGUCAAUUUUGUUGCAUCUUAAGGUCACGUUUAAAGUCCCAUUCACUUGUUUAUGCCGCUGAAAUGGAUUGUAUUGAAGGGAAAACUCACCUGACUGAUCCAUUGGAUAAGCUUCGGUUUAUUGAGGUAAAAACCACUGGUACCAUUCACUCAGCUCGUCAAAGGGAAACUUUUUAUCGAUUUAAGGCCAUUAAAUGGUGGACUCAGUCUCAUCUUGGUGCUGUUGAUUCGAUACUUUGUGGUUAUCGUGAUUCAGAUCAAUUUGUUCGUAAUGUUGAAAGAAUUCCGGUUAAAAAACUUGCCAAUGAACGAAUUCACUGGUCACCUCAUGUUUGCCUUAAUUUCCUUGAUUCUUUCCUUACAUGUGCCAAACAAUGUGUCAUCCAAGAAAAGGUCAUUUAUCGUAUUUAUUGCUCUCCAGGUCUUGAUAUAACCUUUACUCAAACCCAGUUACCAAUUGAAGCAUUUAUCCCGCGUUGGUACCUAAAUGAAAGUCCACCUCAACCGCUCAUUUGAACAUUUAUCAUCCAUUUUCAAUGAUAAUCAAUAAUAAUCCUUCAUUUUGUAUGACAUUUUAUCGUGACUUUGAUUUAAUUUUCCUCAUCACCAAUAAAAUAAUUCCCAUUCCAAUGUA